Messenger RNA from Perca flavescens (yellow perch), 659 nucleotides. RefSeq names its product BRCA1-A complex subunit RAP80. The coding region runs from base 214 to 447 and encodes 77 amino acids. NCBI's taxonomy places the organism in Eukaryota, Metazoa, Chordata, Actinopteri, Perciformes, Percidae. The record is from RefSeq and is a predicted model, not a curated record. The transcript is spliced from 2 exons.
UUAUCCAACAGUUACAGGUUCUGGUCUGCUAGGAGACACUUACAAAUGAGGAGAAAUGUCUUUUGUUCAAUGCACGUCUCCAAUUGGAUCAGAGAAAAUUAAAAAUCUCCAGAUUUGAUGCAUUCGACUGUUAGCAUUUGUUAGCAUAUUAAAUGGGAAUCAAACCCACCUGCUGUGAGAUCUCACGUCACCCGUUCUCACUACGACUCCAGCAUGCAGGAUGCUGAAGCAAGUGCAAUGAAGCAAUACUGUCACGACCUGGCUCCAAGAGAGGUCAUUGAUCUGCGGGAUGAUGAAGAUGAAGAGGAUGAGGAAGGCGGCGCUUCAACACUACGGAUCAGUAACUCUCCCAUCAGGUCCUUCACUCCGAUCUCAGAGGCCAGCGGCUGCCUUAUCGACUUCAAGAAACAGCAUCGAGCCAAGACACUGCGCCAAAGACGAAGAUGAGGACAACAUCCUGCAGACUGAAAUCCUGGAACCAGAGCCUUAACUAAAGACCCCGUCAGGUUGGAUGUGACAUUACCGUUAGAAAAGACUUGUUCUGAAACACCUUCCUGAUGUCACAUAUUUAUGCAGGUAAACAGUGACCAACUGAGCACUUGAAUGUUCAAAGGAAACCACAUUCUGACUCUUUUGUGCCACUAAAUGUUGUGUUUGUU